Messenger RNA from Telopea speciosissima, 2055 nucleotides. RefSeq names its product protein NRT1/ PTR FAMILY 8.3-like. Gene Ontology annotation, biological process: oligopeptide transport; transmembrane transport. The coding region runs from base 201 to 1955 and encodes 584 amino acids. NCBI's taxonomy places the organism in Eukaryota, Viridiplantae, Streptophyta, Magnoliopsida, Proteales, Proteaceae. Gene Ontology annotation, molecular function: transmembrane transporter activity. Gene Ontology annotation, cellular component: membrane. The record is from RefSeq and is a predicted model, not a curated record. The transcript has 6 exons.
UGAAUGAAGAUAUAAUAUUAGUUGGAAAGGUCGUUGGCUCAGAUGUCCAGUCCUUACAUCGGCAGUUAUCUCAAUGUUAUCCAUGAUCUAUCCUCUCAUCUCUAUAGCCCUACUCUUAUUGAAUCAACACACAGAAGGAUUCCUUCGUCCCUCCCCCUUCUCCACCCUAUCCACUCAAACUUUUUUUCAUAGUCACCUGUAUGGGUUCUAUGGAGGAGGAGAGAUUGCUCUUGGAAGAUGGGCUCAUAGAGAAUGGUAGCAGAGGACCAUACACAGGAGAUGGAUCUGUUGACAUUAAUGGGAAGCCUGUGUUGAAGCAGAACACUGGGAACUGGAGAGCAUGCCCCUUCAUUCUGGGUACUGAAGGCUGUGAGCGUUUGGCAUACUGUGGAAUUGCAGCAAAUCUUGUUACUUAUCUCACAAGCAAACUACAUGAAGGAAAUGUCUCUGCUGCAAGAAAUGUUACCACUUGGUCUGGCACUUGCUCUCUUGCACCUCUCAUAGGGGCUGUUUUAGCUGAUUCAUAUUGGGGAAGAUAUUGGACAAUUGCCGUUUUCUCCAUUAUCUACUUCAUUGGAAUGGGUACUUUGACCCUGUCAGCUUCAGUUCCUGCCUUCAGACCUCUUCCCUGCAGUGGUUCUGUUUGCCCAGAUGCUACUCCAGCUCAAUAUGCUAUAUUCUUUUUCAGUCUAUAUCUGAUUGCCCUUGGGACUGGUGGAAUCAAACCUUGCGUCUCAUCCUUUGGGGCAGAUCAAUUUGAUGAUACUGAUCCGAGAGAGAGAGUGAAGAAAGGGUCUUUCUUUAAUUGGUUUUACUUGUCUAUCAAUAUUGGGGCUCUUAUAUCAAGUAGUCUUCUCGUUUGGAUUCAAGACAAUGCCGGUUGGGGACUAGGUUUUGGUAUUCCUACUCUGUUUAUGGGCCUUGCGGUUAUAAUUUUCUUUUCAGGCACACCCUUAUAUAGAUUUCAGAAACCAGGAGGAAGCCCUCUUACAAGAAUGUGCCAGGUUGUGGUUGCAUCUAUCAGGAAGUGGAACUUGGAGGUCCCUCAAGAUAGUUUUCUGCUUUAUGAACUACGAGACGAAACCUCAGCGAUCGAAGGGAGCCGGAAAUUGGAGCAUAGUGAUGAACUCAAGUGCCUUGACAGAGCUGCUGUGGUGUCAGAUCUAGAUGUUAUACAGGGGGAUUUCUCCAAUCCGUGGAGGCUCUGCACUGUAACACAGGUGGAAGAACUGAAGAUUCUGAUACGCAUGUUUCCUAUUUGGGCUACUGGAAUAGUUUUUUUUGCUAUUUUUGCUCAGAUGUUCACCAUGUUUGUGGAGCAAGGGAUGGUCAUGGACACGACUGUCGGUUCCUUCACCAUUCCUCCAGCAUCAUUGUUAACAUUUGACAUAAUCAGUGUUAUUGUGUGGGUACCGGUGUAUGACAGACUCCUUGUUCCGCUUGCGAGAAAGUUCACAGAUAAGGAAAGAGGAUUCUCAGAGUUGCAAAGGAUGGGCAUCGGCCUCUUCAUAUCAAUUCUAUCAAUGGCUGCUGCUGCAAUUGUAGAGAUCAAGAGGUUAGAAAUUGCAAAAUCACAUGACUUGAUGGAGCAUAAUGUGGCAGUACCUAUGAGUAUUUUGUGGCAGAUACCUCAGUAUUUUUUAGUGGGUGCUGCUGAAAUAUUUACCUGCAUUGGACAGCUUGAGUUCUAUUAUGAACAAUCUCCCGAUGCCAUGCGCAGUUUAUGUAGUGCUUUGUCACUUCUAGCAACUGCAUUAGGGAAUUACCUUAGCUCCUUUAUUCUGACCAUUGUGACAACCAUAACAACUAAAGGUGGAAACCCUGGGUGGAUACCCAAUAACUUGAAUGAGGGCCAUCUUGAUUACUACUUUUGGCUCCUUGCUGGUCUCAGCUUCUUGAACCUGGUGGUUUAUGUCUUCUGCGCCAGAAGGUACAAAUGCAAGAAGGCAUCUUAGGAUAUCCUCCAUACAGGUUGUGUUACUAUUACAGAACAAGCCAAACACACUUACUGUACAUAUUGUUAUGCAAUUUCAAAUUUAAUAUCCAGGUAGAAUC